Messenger RNA from Amaranthus tricolor (Joseph's coat), 1851 nucleotides. RefSeq lists its product as uncharacterized. The record is from RefSeq and is a predicted model, not a curated record. Lineage: Eukaryota; Viridiplantae; Streptophyta; Magnoliopsida; Caryophyllales; Amaranthaceae. Gene Ontology annotation, biological process: proteolysis. The transcript is spliced from 3 exons. Bases 1 to 1851 code for a protein of 616 amino acids. Gene Ontology annotation, molecular function: zinc ion binding; nucleic acid binding; aspartic-type endopeptidase activity.
AUGGAGAAAAUCUUUACUGCAAAUGGAACACCUGAGGCCCAAAAGGUUAAUCAAGCUACGUUUUACCUACGUGAGGAUGCUGACACAUGGUGGGAAACUGAGGGACAAACCAUUAGUAACCAACCAAACUUUGACUGGGAUUCUUUUAAGGUUGCUAUUAGAGGUCGAUUCUUUCCUGAACAUAUUAGAAGACAAAAAUGCAGUGAAUUCAAUAGGUUGAACCAAGGGAAGUUUAUGAGUGUCAAGGAAUAUGCCCAAAAGUUUAAUGAGUAUGCUAAGUUUUGCCCUAACAUGGUCCCUGAUGAAGUUUCUAAGGCACAAAAAUUUGAGGAUGGUUUAGCUUUCAGGAUACAAACUAGGUUAGGAGGAAGUACCUCAUCUACCCUUGCAGAGGCUUAUUUUAAGGCUUGUAACAUGGAGAGGAUCUUACAAAGAGAAGAAGAUGUGUUGGGAAGGAACAAGAGGAAAGACCAAAGCAAUGCUGAUAGUCAAAGUAAUGAUAAAAGACCUCGUUUUGGUAACAAUGGGGGUAAUGGUAGGAACAAUCACCACGGAGGAGGACAUAACGAUAAGAAUUACCGAAACCCUAGGCAGAAUGAAAACCAGCAAAGGAAUGGUAACCAGAGGGCUUGGGUUUGUAAGAAAUGUGAGAAGAGUCAUUCGGGCUAUACGUGUCAAGGCGAACCAAUUAGAUGUUAUGCUUGUGGCGAAGCGGGACAUAAGGCUAAUUAUUGUCCCAAGAGGCAAGAAGGAAACCAAUCAGGGCAGAAUGGACACAACAAGGGCUAUAACAACAAUGGAGGAGGAUCUAGGAACCAUAACUUCAACAACAACCGCUCGAACAAUACUCAAGCAGGAAAUGGUUCAGCAAAUGACAAGUACAACGCCAACAACAAUCUGAACAACAAUGCAAACAAUGGAAAUGGAGGACGUACUUUCAAUGGAAGACUCCACAUUAUGAGCAAGAGUGAAGCUGAGUCGGACGCCAACAUUGUGACCGGUACUUUCCUUGUAAACUCUAAACCUGCUUUUGUACUCUUUGAUUCUGGAGCUUCACAUUCCUUCUUAUCUAAAUCUUUUAUCGAAAAACAUUCCCUUAAACCUUCUUCCUCAUGUCAAGCUAAGGUAACCACACCCUCAGGUGAAACCUUUCUCAAUAAGAACCUUUACUUAGGUAUGCCUAUUGUCAUCUCUGAAACCGAACUACCCGUGGACCUUAUCGAGUUUAAUUUAAAAGACUUCGAUUUGGUUUUGGGAAUGGAUUGGUUAAGGAAGUAUCAAGAAAAAAUCAAUUGUGCUAAACAGAGAAUUACCUUUAGGGGCCCUAAGGGAAAUAAACUAACCUACCAAGAAACUACUUCCGAGCCAUCAAAGACCAAGCUUAUCUCGGCCUUAAAUCUUCAGACCCAUCUUAGGAAGGGCUACCCCGUAUAUUUGUGCCAUGUAAAGGACACGAGCAUGAAAGAGGACGAGUUAGGAGAGAUACCUGUAGUUAAGGAGUUUGUUGAUGUAUUCCCAGAUGAGAUUCCAGAGAUGCCACCUGUGAGAGAGUUAGACUUCAAGAUUAACUUAGUUCCGGGAACAGGACCUAUUUCAAAGGCACCUUAUAGGAUGGCACCUGCCGAGUUGCAAGAGUUGAAGGUACAACUUGAGGACUUGGGUGCAGGAGUAUUUUCAAAGACUGAUUUGAGAUCAGGUUAUCAUCAAUUACGAAUUGCAGAAGAGGAUAUAGCCAAAACAGCUUUUCGAACGAGAAAAGGUAGCAUUUUUGGGGCAUGUAAUUACAAAAGAUGGAGUGAUGGUGGAUCCCUCAAAGGUUCAAGCAGUAAUGAACUGGCCUACACCCACUAA